Molecule: messenger RNA, 444 nt
Organism: Copidosoma floridanum
Lineage: Eukaryota; Metazoa; Arthropoda; Insecta; Hymenoptera; Encyrtidae
Source: RefSeq, a predicted model, not a curated record
AUGGAUACCGACCGCAUAAUUCGGGUUAGGUGUCAACUACACAAUUCAGCCCUGACCGAGUCAGAGAAACACCAAAUGAUCUUGCCUGCCAAACAUCAGACGACCCUACUCUUGAUCGAGGACACGAACUUAUUUACUCUUCAUGGAGGCCCUUUUCUUACAUACAACACCCUUAACAGGCAAUUUUGGCUGCUUCGUGGGCACAACACCGAACGACACGUCGAGCGCCAGCACGUCAUAUAUGCCAGACAUAAGGACAACACAAUGUCUCAAUUGAUGGGCCUUUUACCCCCACAGCCAUUUCAGCCGUCAAGCCCAUUUACUUACACUGGCAUAGAUUACGCAGACCCCAUAUGGUACAAGGCCUCCCCCGAACGAGAAAAGAGGGCCAUGAAAGGCUACUUGGCUUCUUCGUAUCCCGUAGCACCAAAGCCGUGCACCUAG